Molecule: messenger RNA, 492 nt
Organism: Vicia faba (fava bean)
Lineage: Eukaryota; Viridiplantae; Streptophyta; Magnoliopsida; Fabales; Fabaceae
Source: the annotation of a GenBank genome assembly
AUGCAAGCUUGCACAGUCCUCAUUUUUUGUUCAAAUGCCAAACCUGCCCCUCUAACCUUUUUUAACCUAAGUCAGAAUCGAGCAUCAACCAAAGGUGGGGCGGUCCAUAGCUCAGGACGUAGAGCUCAUCAUGAUGUUGUUCUUGAUUUGGAGAAGAAAUUAAAUCGACCACCCAAUUCUGACGAGCUCUUCAUGGUAACUCAUAAAAAUAAGGAUGGGAAAUGGAUUGAUCGAUGUGCCGAGAAAACACAUAUAAGUGGGAUGGUGGAGUACAAUGGUGAAGUUGACAGUCUUGAACAGAGGAACUAUGGCAGUGGAUUGGAGGACUAUGUUGAGCUGCUACAUGUGGUUGGGUUAAAGCUGCGGAGUCAUGGAACAGAGGUGGUGUUCGGAGGAGUAUUGAAGAUGAACGGAUGGGUGAGUUUUGUGAAUGGAGCGGAAGGGAUGGGUACCGCGUGGUGUUCGGCGGAAACAGGGCGGAGGGAGUAUUGA